AUGAUCUUCCCGGGAGCGUUCAUCUUGCAUGAGCUGAUACACUGGUCGUGGCUGCUGCAGGACCUCCCGCAAUGGCAAGAUUUCAUCGCCGUGCCGCCGGGUUCUGAUUUCCGACAGAUCCCCGACUUCAACGGUCCCAACCAUGUCACCGGAUACGGCGCAUACAAUGCGAAGCGACUGAAGGGACGAGCGCUGAGCGACCCCGCCGAUUUUGGACCCUACCCGACACUCAACAAUGCAGACAGCUACAUGUGGUACGCGCUCUCGAAGUACUGGGCUUGGAUGUGUGGCGUGGACUUGGGGCCAGUGGAGGACGAGGACGACGAUGAGCUUCGGCAUCAUGAGGGUGGGAUUCCCACGUUGCAGGCCCUCACCGCAAGGAGACGCCAGUGA
Messenger RNA from Cladophialophora carrionii CBS 160.54, 393 nucleotides. RefSeq lists its product as uncharacterized. The transcript is spliced from 2 exons. Gene Ontology annotation, molecular function: metallopeptidase activity. NCBI's taxonomy places the organism in Eukaryota, Fungi, Ascomycota, Eurotiomycetes, Chaetothyriales, Herpotrichiellaceae. The coding region runs from base 1 to 393 and encodes 130 amino acids. The record is from RefSeq and is a predicted model, not a curated record.